This is a messenger RNA of Lindgomyces ingoldianus, 1398 nucleotides long. RefSeq lists its product as uncharacterized. The record is from RefSeq and is a predicted model, not a curated record. The transcript has 8 exons. Bases 1 to 1398 code for a protein of 465 amino acids. Lineage: Eukaryota; Fungi; Ascomycota; Dothideomycetes; Pleosporales; Lindgomycetaceae.
AUGCGUUCCUCCACCCCAAAUAUCAUCUUGUUGGGGCUCUUGUCGACGUGCUUCAUCGGGGGUAACGGCAAUGUAAUACCUACCACUCAGUGCGUUGGGGUCAACUGUGACGAACUCACGACUCUCAAAUCGGGCACUCUGAAGGUCCCUAACGGCAUCGGCGGACAUCUUCAUCGCCGCGCAGGAGGUGGAGCGCAACCACAUGACUCUCCGAACGUUCCUGUUGUAGGCCCAGGCGCAGCCAGACUCAAGGAGGGUUUUGUAAUCAGAAGAGAAAUUGGCUUACUUUCUGGCGUCGCUGCGAGGAACCUACUCAAAAUAAUCCUCCUCCAAAUACAAAUCCAAACAAUAAUUACGUUUGAGAGACACCCCUCUUACUGUUCCAAAGUACAGAGACAUGUUCCUAGAACGAAUGCGGCAGCAAAACCUGGUUGGCACUGGCUCUUGGAUAUUCUGGAGUGGUCCAGCACCUGGUCGCCUGCUACGUUUGCAGCUGAAGUAGCAACCAAAGGCAAACAAACGACAGUUAACCACUUAAGACAGGUGAAUACAGAGACUGCUGGAGAGAGAAAAGGUGAUUGGAGCCGGGCUGGCGGCAAGGAGACGUCCUUUUGGGCGAUAUCCUCGAAAGCUUAUGCACAAAUUGUCAAAGGAGAUGUAUGGGUGGUUCUUCCAAAGGGAGCUUCUGUCAAUAAGCCCUAUCUCGACGUGGACCCGAACAAAGGAUCCAACUGGUGGUCAUAUGAAGUACCCGAAUUAACUCGUAGCAGUCAAGUCGACAGAGUUAUACGCAUCGAUACGAAUUUCAAAGAUGAAUAUAUUGUCGUAGGAGAGAUCUGGAAGAAGAUGAUCAGUCCUGGGGCACUCCUGGAAAUGAAUGGCAAUUACGUAUGCUGGGAACAUUCUGGGAUACAAAAAAAACAAAACCUAGGUACGAUCUAUGUAGGUCCAUUUUCGAUGCUGGUCAUCUUUGAUAAGCCUCAUGUAACCGCAUCAGAUCUCCUUUGUUUCCUCCGUUUUUUCCUUGGAUUUGGAAAGAUUGCAUGGGUGGCCUUGGGAUCCUUCUGGUCUGAUUAUCUCGCGAAUACAAAUAUGGGGUCGAGGAUAGGCGAACUAGGUGGUGAGUGCCAAACUAGGUGUAAGGGCUACGUAGAUGGAGAGAAUUCGGAGGUGAUAAAAAAAGUGGACAGAGAAGUCCUAGUCCCAUUGAGGAAGGAAAUAUGCCAAUAUGGAAGGAUUGGUACACAUGAGCUCAGCAUCACGUGCGACAGAUUACACCAUAUGAAACCACAACUUCGCCUUCCCUCAUGUCUCUCGUGUAGCAAGUGUGCAUCUCUCACUCAAAGCCCCAGAGUGAAGGAAGAAGGCACAUGGAUGUCAACAUUCCAAGGUUCCUAG